CAGUAAGCUUUGUCUUCCUGUGAGAGCGUGGCUCGUUGUGUUGUGUUUGAUUUAUUAAGAGCUUGGACAUUAUUAAGAGCUUUUUCUUGUUUUUUUAUCUGAACGGUUUUAGUUAAAGUGACGGUUUAGACGUGAAACGGAAAUAUUGAGAACGAGUAAAGAAAAACAACAACUCACGCCGACUGCAGAGAGCGAGGGAUAUAGGAGAGAGUGAGAACGGAUCAGCCUCACUCAAAGGAAGUUUCUGAGAUGGAAGCAGCUCACAUCAGCCCAGAGCUUCCUAUUCGAUGGGUUGUUUCUGCAGACAGGACUGUUGAGAUCAAGGAGGAAGUGACUGAGCUGGGGUGUGACCAGGCCAAUGAGCGGAUCCUGCAGGAGGAAACGCUACCUUCUAGCAUCACUGAGAGAGGUACUGAUAUGAAGCUUUCUGAACUGGAACCUGUCCCCAUUAAAGAUGAGGCCCAAGAAGAACUAGAAACUGUCCACAUUAAAAAGGAGAGUCCUGUACUAGAAUCAGUCCGUAUUAAAAGGGUUAUUCUCAAUUCUAAACCCUUAAGCAGCUUGCAGGGCUCUCUUCCCUGUCCUGGAUGUGGGGAGAGUGUUAAUCCUGAAGGAAACCUUGAAACAUCUCCUGGUAAGACUCUGCAUCGCUGUGCUGGAUGUGUGAAGACUUUCAGGGAGUCAGGAAUCCUGAACGGACAGCAGCAAACAGGCACUGGAAAGACUCCAUAUUACUGUCAUGAAUGCGGGGCAGAUUUCAGACACCACAGCACCGUGAAACACCACCUGCGAGUUCUGAAGGUACAGCUGGGUUAUCCUUGUGAAAGGCAGGAUUCAGAGAUGGAGCCUGUCCACAUUAAAGAGGAGCUUCCUGAACUAGACCCUGUCCAUGUUGAAGAGGAGCUUCCUGAGCUGGAACCUGUCCACAUUAAAGAGGAGAAUCCUGUACUAGAAAAUUCAGAAUGUGAACACCUUUCAGCUUCAUCCCACUGCAAAAACUCUUCUAGUGACAAACCACAGUGCAAGAAACACAGAGAGAAGACACCCCAAGAAAGAAAUAUGAAGAAAUUGAGAACUCGCUCAGUUAAAAUUCCUUCUUUAGAAGACAGACAACCACUUUCUCUGGAGAGUAUAGAGAUUGCACAUUCUGUGUGUGUGAAAAAUUCUGAAACCCAGGGCAACUUGAAGACCCUGCCUUGUUCUACUAAACCAAGAAAGAGUUCACGUCAAUUAGGCUCUCCUAAAACUCACAAGGGAAAUUGUACAGAAGAGACUCCAUUUCCCUGUGCUGAUUGUGGGAAGAGUUUCAGUCAUUUAUCACAGCUUAAAAUCCACCAGCGCAGUCACACAGGAGAGAAACCUCAUCACUGCACUGAGUGUGGGAGGAGUUUCAGUUUGGUAAAAACCCUUAAAAGACACCAGCGAGUUCACACAGGAGAGAAAUGUCACAGCUGGAAUGAUUGUGGGAAGAGCUUCACUGAAUUAGGAAGUCUUAAAAAACACCAACGAAUUCACACAGGAGAGAAACCUUACCACUGCACAGAGUGUGGGAAGAGAUUCAGUCAUUUAUCAGACCUUAAAAAUCACCAGCGCAUUCACAAAGGAGAGAAGCCAUACCACUGUGAUGAUUGCGGGAAGCGUUUUACUGAAUUAGGAAGUCUUAAAAGACAUAAACUAAUUCACACAGGUGAGAAACCACACCUCUGUAAUGAAUGUGGAAUGCGCUGCAAUUAUUUAGGAAAUCUUAAAAAACACCUACAAAUUCACGUAGGAGAGAAACCACACAACUGUAAUGAUUGUGGGAAGGGCUUUACUGAAUUAGGAAAUCUUAAAAGACACAAACGAGUUCACACGGGAGAGAAGCCAUACCACUGUAAUGAUUGUGUGAAGAGCUUUACUGAAUUACGAAGUCUUAAACGACACGAACGAAUUCACACAGGAGAGAAAUCCUGAAUGUUGGGAAAGUUUUAAUCUAUUUAAACAUUAACUUAAAAACCAGGAAAUUAUUGCAUCACUGAAGAGAUUAAUGUGAUGAACAAUUUAUAAUGCAAUUGGAGUUAAAAUCCUUUCUUGACAAACAAGCUUCUCGUAACAUUCCUUCACAAAGACACCUCAGAAGUGU
Acipenser ruthenus (sterlet) is the source of this 2122-nucleotide messenger RNA. RefSeq names its product zinc finger protein 658B-like. Gene Ontology annotation, biological process: regulation of DNA-templated transcription. The record is from RefSeq and is a predicted model, not a curated record. Lineage: Eukaryota; Metazoa; Chordata; Actinopteri; Acipenseriformes; Acipenseridae. The transcript has 4 exons. Gene Ontology annotation, molecular function: DNA-binding transcription factor activity, RNA polymerase II-specific; RNA polymerase II cis-regulatory region sequence-specific DNA binding. The coding region runs from base 250 to 1953 and encodes 567 amino acids.